Bactrocera oleae (olive fruit fly) is the source of this 1661-nucleotide messenger RNA. Its product is annotated as ubiquitin thioesterase otubain-like. The record is from RefSeq and is a predicted model, not a curated record. Gene Ontology annotation, cellular component: nucleus. Gene Ontology annotation, molecular function: ubiquitin binding; cysteine-type deubiquitinase activity. Gene Ontology annotation, biological process: protein K48-linked deubiquitination. Lineage: Eukaryota; Metazoa; Arthropoda; Insecta; Diptera; Tephritidae.
CUUCGUUUUUGUUUUCUUUGUGUUCUAAUAGGAUUGCCAAACUAUAAAACUUACAAAGUAACCGCAGAUGUCGCCGCAAUUCACAAUGUUGCAUUUACACUAGAUUAAUAAUUAUACGUGUCAGUAUUUUUUGUAAUAGUCAUAUAAGAUAUUAAUAAAAGUAUUCAUCCAAUGAACAACAUAUUUGUUUGCUAUAUAAGAAAUCGUUAUAAUGAAUAGAUCCUAACUAAGACAGUAUAAUGUGGCAACAUAUACAUGUGUCUAAAUACCGUUCUUAGCGGGAAUUCACAAUAGAUUUGGGCCGCGUAUAUUGCUGAUUUGUUCUUGUGUUCUUAUUGAUUUUGAAAACAAAAUUUGCUUAUUUCGUAGUAAAAUGGAUAAAAUCGAACGAAAUGAUGGCACUAAUCGUGAUGAAUUGAUUAUGCAGCAACAACGUGAAAUUGAAAAAGAGAUAAGUGAUUCGACACCAUUGGUAAGUGAACAACUGCCUAUAACUUGCCUUAAUGCUGAGUAUCUUGGUGAUGAAGUUUUCACAUCAAAAAUUCAAGAUCUUGCCGGCAAGUAUAAGUUCUUACGACGUACCCGCCCUGACGGUAACUGCUUUUUUCGUGCAUUCGCUUAUGCUUACUUAGAGCAUUUAAUAUCCAACAAAGAUGAAUAUCUACGAUUCAAAGACUUGGCGGAAAAAUCGAAAGAUAAGCUAGUGCAGUUGGGAUUCCCUAGCUUCACGCUAGAGGACUUUCAUGAUACCUUUAUGGAAGUUGUUAAACGAGUAGACCCUGCAAGCGGUUCCACAGAACAAGUAUGUGACGAGCUACAUAAAGUGUUCAAUGAACAAGGCUACUCUGAUUAUGUAGUAGUCUAUUUGCGCUUACUUACAUCCGGAAAGCUACAAGAAGAGGCUGAUUUUUACCAGCACUUCAUUGAAGGCAAUUUUACAAUUGAGGAAUUUCGUCAUCAGGAGGUGGAACCAAUGUAUAAGGAAUCAGAUCAUAUACAUAUUAUUGCGCUCUGUACUGCUUUAGGUGUAGGCGUGCGCGUAGAAUAUAUGGAUCGGGGAGACACGCAUGUGAAGGCGCACGACUUUCCAGAGGGUAGUACGCCAAAAGUGUUUCUAAUUUAUCGACCGGGUCACUAUGAUAUUUUGUAUCCCAAUUAAAAUAUGAACUUAAAGAUAUCAAUGCCUCAAAGCAAGUAGCUAAGCUGCCUACUUCUUUCCUAAGUUGCUAAGAGUAUGUUAAAUGUAUGUAUGUAUAUUAUUUGUGGCGCUAAUUGUAUAUUUGGCAGCUUGGAUUGAUUUCCUCUUUAAUUACAUACAUUAACGAGUUCUAAAUAAUUUUAAAUGAUAUGAUCGUACGAGACAUUUAACAGCAAUUAUAUUUUUUAUUUAUAAAUACAUUGCAAUCAAUUUAUUUUCGAAAAUUUGCGAAAUUUCACACGAGUAAAUUAUGCAGAUAUAUUGCUGUAAUUACUCAUUAAAUUAAUAUUUUCCUAAAAAUACAAAUUAAAACUAAAUGUUCUUAAAACAAUAUAAAUUUGUGUUUUUAGAUUACUAAAGUAAGUUAAAUAAGUACUCUUAUUCCAGUUCUGGCACUACAAUGGGCAGCAAUAAAAACGCAUACAAAUAUAUUUUCAUGGAAUGUAAUAUUCUUAUAGUUUAA